Malania oleifera is the source of this 2931-nucleotide messenger RNA. RefSeq names its product protein NEDD1-like. Gene Ontology annotation, biological process: cell plate assembly; regulation of phragmoplast microtubule organization; positive regulation of cytokinesis. Gene Ontology annotation, cellular component: kinetochore microtubule. The transcript is spliced from 10 exons. Gene Ontology annotation, molecular function: protein binding; gamma-tubulin complex binding. The coding region runs from base 182 to 2608 and encodes 808 amino acids. Lineage: Eukaryota; Viridiplantae; Streptophyta; Magnoliopsida; Santalales; Ximeniaceae. The record is from RefSeq and is a predicted model, not a curated record.
UUUAGGGCAAAACCGCUUAUUACGCUUUCGCUCAUCGCUCAUCGCUCAUUUGAAUUUUCUUUUCGCCAAUCUCUCUCUCUCUCUCUCCCUCGCACGCGCGCGCACACGGGCACGGCCAGAGGGAGGGGGUAGGUUUUGGUAGAACAACAGAAGCACAUAGCAGCCGAUCUAUCGCCGGACGAUGAUGAUGAACUUAGCAGAUCCAUCAAUGGCGCUCCUGGCGGCCUCCGGCGGCGACACCGUUAAGCUCUUCGAUGUGUCGGUGGAGCCUGGCGAUCCCUGUACCUUGAGCUACUCACCCUCCCCCGGUUCCCAAGUUCACUCUGUCAAGUGGAACCACACCAAUUUGGUGGUGGCGAGUGCUGGAGAUGAUAAGAGAAUAUCAUUGUGGCGGAAGAAUGGGCAGAGCAUGGGGACUGUUCCAGUUGCCGGGGCCGAGAGUGGUGAUAACAUCGAGGAGUCUAUAUUUGCUCUUAGCUUUAGCAACAAAGGAUCCAGAUAUAUUUGUUCUGGGGGAACUGGUCAAGUUGUAAGAAUAUGGGAUUUGCAGCGGAAACGUUGCAUUAAAUGGUUGAGGGGUCAUACUGAUACGAUAACAGGAGCAAUGUACAAUUGUAAAGACGAGCAUUUGGCUUCCAUCAGUCUAAAAGGGGACCUCAUUCUUCACAACCUUGCAUCUGGUGCAAGGGCUGCUGAGCUCAGGGACCCUAAUGAGCAGGUAUUGAGAAUGCUUGAUUAUUCACGGAUUAGCCGACACCUUUUAGUGACUGCAGGUGAUGAUGGUUCUGUACAUUUGUGGGAUACUACGGGUCGCAACCCAAAGGCUUCCUGGUUAAAGCAGCAUUCUGCACCAACUGCUGGUGUUAGCUUCUCUCCAUCCAAUGAUAAGAUCAUUGCUAGCGCUGGUCUGGACAAAAAGUUGUACACUUUUGACUCAGGGGCUAAAAGAUCGUCAUUUUGCAUUUCUUAUGAAGCACCAUUCUCGUCAUUGGCAUUUAGAGAUGAUGGUUUGAUAUUGGCAGCUGGAACAAGUAAUGGUCGGGUGGUAUUCUAUGAUGUGCGUGGAAAACCGCAACCAUUCACGGUUCUCCGUGCUUAUAGUAGUUCAGAAGCUGUGACAAGUUUAUGCUGGCAGAGGGCAAAACCCAUUAUUGUAAAUGAAAGUAAUUGCUCUGCUGAGACUGCUCUUUUGGGAGGUGCUGUUGAAGACUCAAUCCUCAUGCCCGAUCCACUUCCUUCUGUGAUAUCAUCAGGCAUUUCACUAUCCACCACAGUACCUAAUUCUCGGAACCCUAGCCGCUCAGGUCCCUCUGUAGAGGCAUCUUCCCUUACAUCAGCCAGUGUUGGAUCUACAUCAAGCUCACUUCAUUUGUCGACUGCAGAGCAAACACCACAUCGUAAUUCUUUGUGGCUAGGAGGAACAUUGACAAGAAUAAAUCCUCCUCGUUCUAGUUACAAUUUCAAGGAUGACAUGGAGGUGUUUUCCCCUCUUGUGGAGGUUCAACCAAUUACACCUUCACUUGAUAAGCUGUGGAAUGAUAAUGAUAGUGCUAAGAAGGAUCAUUUAUUGGCUGAUAAAAGACCUUCUUCCCUGUUGUUUCCUUCACCCAGUAGGAGAUUUCCUUUUGCAGAUGAUGGGGGCAAUGAUCGUCCAAUAUUUGACUGGAAAUCCAGCUCAACAUCCAGACAGGAUGACACCAGAUCUUCUUCCCUUCUGUUGGGAUCUACUCCUCCACCACCUUCCAAGGGCGAUGAUUCCACCACUCCCCCAGAAGCUUGGGGUGGUGAGAGAUUAUCCGAUAAAUUUGCCAACCAUCGUCAGGCAGUUAAUUUGCCAUCUCGUUUAAGCAUGUUGACAUCUGGAGGACUGACAUCAGGGUCAAUGUCUUCUGGAUUGCAAGAUCUAACAUUGUCGACAAGCCAGAUGAGUGCAAGCUCAUUGACAAGUGCAAGUUUGUUGACAAGUUCAAACUUUAGCUUUGCUAACUUGCGUGCCAAGGAUACCCUUUCCAGCCAAGAGACUUCAUUGGGAAUUUCAGAACAAAGUCCCUUCAGGUCCAUGUCCCUGUCUCUAGGUACGAAAGGCCUCAUUGGUCAGGGUAGCCUCGAAUCAUUGGGAUCUUCUUUGACCCUCCCUCGGAGAUUUUCCACUUAUGCUGAGAGAAUUAGCACUACCCCUUCUUUUGGUGAUGGGACUUCCCUCGCACUAAGCUCACCAAAAACAAAGAAGACGGGGGCUGAAACCAGAGAAGAACUUUUGAAUAGUUUAUUGUCGAGGUCUGAUACAUCACCUGGCUCAGAACCAGGGAUUCUUCCAACGGAAGGAACCUCACAACCCUUGAAAGCCCCAGUGCAGCCAGAUCCUCAGCAAGGAAGCUCUUUUACACUUCAGCUGUUUCAACGUACUCUUGAAGAGACACUUGCAUCCUUCCAGGGUUUUAUACAUGACGAUGUGAGGAACCUUCAUAUUGAAAUUUUGAGGCAAUUUCACAUGCAGGAGAUGGAAAUGUCAAGCAUUAUGAAAUCAAUUCUGGAAAACCAAGCUGAGCUGAUGAAAGAGGUUCAGUCCCUACGGAAAGAAAACCAACAGCUCCGUCAAUUGCUUUGAAUUUGGGGUUGAUGCUAUUGUUAUGCUUUCCCUUUUCAAUGAAGUUCGUUAUUGUGGGAUUUGGGUGGUUCGUGUUUCACUAAAUUGCAAUUCAUUUAGUGACUUUUUUUUUAUACAUGACUACAGUUGCUAGACUCGGGCAGUUUUAGAGGGGACUGUGGAGAGGGAACUGUGAGAAUUGCUCGAGGGGUUUGGGUUGUCAGGUGUGUACAGACAGAAUUGUUCCUUCAACUAAUGAAAUCAAGCUUGUAAUUGGAUUAUAUCAAUGUACAAAUAUGAUUCAUCGAGGUUAUCAAUAUGAUUCUUCAAUUUGGAUUUUACCA